AUGGGUUUCACUUGUAGUCGUGCUGACUCCUCGUUAUUUGUUCUCUCCAAAGGUGCUGAUUUAAUUUAUUUAUUACUCUAUGUUGAUGACAUUGUGGUCACUAGCAACAACUCGUCUCUUCUUAUUGGUUUCAUUAGAAAAUUGACUCGUGAAUUUGCUACUAAGGAUCUCGGGUCCUUGAACUAUUUUCUGGGUUUGGAAGCCUAUCGGACCUCUGCUGGUCUCUUUCUUAGUCAAGCCAAGUAUGCUCAUGAAUUACUACACCGUGCCCAACUCCUCGAUCCUAAACCAGUCAGCACUCCAAUGGUGGUCGCUCAACAUUUAUCGGUUGCUGGUCCUGACUUUGAUGAUCCUUCUCUCUACCGAUCGCUUGUUGGAGCUCUUCAAUAUCUCACUAUCACUCGCCCCGACAUCGCUCAUGCCGUUACUGCUAUCAGUCAAUAUAUGCAUAAGCCAUCUGUCUCUCAUUUUCAAGCCCUUAAGCGAAUUCUUCAUUAUGUUAAAGGAACUCUUCGGUUUGGACUAGUUUUCACUCCAUCUACUUCUUGA
Diospyros lotus (date-plum) is the source of this 549-nucleotide messenger RNA. RefSeq lists its product as uncharacterized. The transcript has a single exon. Bases 1 to 549 code for a protein of 182 amino acids. The record is from RefSeq and is a predicted model, not a curated record. NCBI's taxonomy places the organism in Eukaryota, Viridiplantae, Streptophyta, Magnoliopsida, Ericales, Ebenaceae.